Adineta ricciae is the source of this 1014-nucleotide messenger RNA. Lineage: Eukaryota; Metazoa; Rotifera; Eurotatoria; Adinetida; Adinetidae. The record is from the annotation of a GenBank genome assembly.
AUGGACAAAUUCGUAAACAAAACAGCCGAUGCGUUAGCACGAUUUGGUGAACGUAUCGAGCGACAUUUAACAACUGAUGCUGAAGAAGAUUUUGUUGCUUAUGAACGACGCGACAGUAAAUCAGGUUUCGGUGGUUCUGGAUCUGCAUUUCAGCGACCAUUAGAGAAGAAAUCAAGUAAAAAUAAUUACGUAUCGAAAAAACGCGAUCUCUUGUACGGUGGCGCACGAAACCACUCAGGAGACCAUUUGGCAGCAAGUCCUUCCGGACACAGUAGUUUCAGUAAUUAUCGACAAAAUCCAGUCGAUCGCUAUAAUAAACCUCCCUAUGGAACUGGUAUCGGUGCUCCUCUAAAUUACGGCUAUCAAGCAGGUUAUGGUAACGCAGCAGCUGCUGGUGGAUUCGGCAAUCAAGCUGGUAAUGUCGGCUAUGCUCCCGAUUAUUAUAUUGCUGAACGACGACAACUUGAAUUAGUUCCUGCUCCACCGCCAAGAGUUAUUCGAGAACAAGUUCCUUAUCCUGUUCCAGUAGAUCGUCCUGUUCCUCAACCUUACCCUGUUGCCGUACCUCAACCAAUCUGUGUUGAUCGACCGGUCCCGGUACCUGUUCCUGUUCCUCAACCGGUGCCUGUCGAUAGGCCAGUGCCUGUUCCCUAUCCUGUCGAUCGACCAGUGCCUGUCCCUGUACCAGUUCCUUCUCCCCCACCUCAACCCAUGGCAAAUCCUUGUGUCAAUCCCUGCUACGCUCCCGUCGGUAUUCCCGUUCCUUCACCACCACCAAGUCCUCCUCCUGUCAUGAUAGAAAACUCUGUUACUUAUACUCAACGUUGGGUUACUGGUUCCCCAGUAAUGAUGCAACAACAACGCCAACUCGCUGGUUCACCAGUCAUGAUGCAACAACAACGUCAACUGGCUGGCUCACCAGUGAUGAUGAUGCAGCCGCAACCAUCGUACGGUUCACAAUUCGGAGGAAUGAAUCCAUAUGGUGCAUAUGGUAACGGUUCUUAUGUUGGCUAA